AUGGCAGCGGCUCCCAAAUUCCCUCAACGCAAGAUUGGAGAGGAUUUGGUCUCUGCCCUCGGCCUUGGAUGCAUGGGCAUGUCGAUUGUCCUCUCGUCUGGCCCAUACGACGAAAAAGAGUCUCUCAAAGUUCUCACUGAGGCAGCUGACGUGGGCAUCAAUUUCUGGGUCACCAGCGAUUCGUACGGCCCUUUUACCAAUGAGAAGCUCAUCGGCAGAUGGUUCAAGGAGACCGGACGGCGGGAUGAGAUCUUCCUUGCAACCAAAUUCGGAAUUAGGUUGGGAGAUGGCAAGAUAAAAAUCGAUGGAAGCCCAGAUUAUGUGAAAGAAGCAUGCGAAGCGAGCCUCGAGCGCUUAGAGACUGACCACAUUGAUCUAUAUCUCCAGCACCGAGUGGACACUGAGACGCCCAUUGAGAAGACGGUUGGAGCCAUGGCUCAGCUCAAGAAAGAAGGGAAAAUUCGCUACCUUGGGUUGUCGGAGUGCUCCGCUCGAACGUUAAGGAGAGCUCAUAAGGUGCACCCGAUCACCGCGGCCGAGAUGGAAUUCUCGCCCUUCGCACUCGACAUCGAGUCGGACCAGACCAACUUCUUGACGACCGCGAGAGAGUUGGGUGUUAAACUCGUCCUGUACUCACCGUUGAGUCGUGGAUUCCUUACCGGAACGGUCAAGAGUAGAGACGACUUCGAUAAGGCGGAUACGCGCAGACUACAUCCUCGAUUCUCCGAGGAGAACUUUGGAGAUAAUCUGAAGCUGGUUGAGGCACUGGUGGCGCUUGCAAAAGAGAAAGGCUGCACACCUGGUCAAUUGGCUCUGGCAUGGGAACUGGCUCAGGGUGAUGACUUUAUUCCAAUCCCGGGUACCAAACACAUCAAUUAUUUGAAGGAGAAUGCCGGUGCCGUUCAUGUCGAUUUCUCUAAGGAAGACGAGAAGAAGUUCAGAGAGGCCAUCGAGAGGGUCGGUGGAGCAAAGGGAGCUCGUUAUCCGGAGGCUUUCCUGUCGAUGUGUUUUGGAGACAGCCCCGAACUUGUUCCUGACUGA
Molecule: messenger RNA, 1041 nt
Organism: Rhinocladiella mackenziei CBS 650.93
Lineage: Eukaryota; Fungi; Ascomycota; Eurotiomycetes; Chaetothyriales; Herpotrichiellaceae
Exons: 2
Coding region: 1-1041 (346 amino acids)
Cellular component (GO): cytoplasm
Source: RefSeq, a predicted model, not a curated record